Messenger RNA from Rubroshorea leprosula, 4281 nucleotides. Lineage: Eukaryota; Viridiplantae; Streptophyta; Magnoliopsida; Malvales; Dipterocarpaceae. The record is from the annotation of a GenBank genome assembly.
CCGAUGUAAAACAAAAACAGACAAAAUCACUGAAUCCCUCCCGACCCCAAAAUGACUUCUCCGGACUUCCUUCCCGUCGGUUGGUCUCUACAGUCCCAACUGCAAAAGACUGAUCCCGAAAUUACGUACCACGCGAACUUGGACACUGCCUUGGAUGCUGCCCAAAAGAUCUAUUCCAAGGAUGAUUUGAUUCAGCAUAUGAAAAUGGGAAACCCUAGAAGCAAUGAUCCUCAGCCAACUUCUGGACAGAUUAGGCUGUCUAAUAAUGAUCAUGUACAUACUGUGGCAAGAGCAAAUGAACAUCCAGAAUGGUUGCCAGAUGGUUGGUUUGUGGAGUUGAAAAUGCGUAAAAGUGGUGCAAGUUUGGGAAAGCGGGAAAAGAGUUAUUUUGAUCCCUCUACUGGAUUCAGAUUCUAUUCCAAGCCACAGGUUGUGACUGAGAAGUAUGUGGCAGAUGAGUUACCACCAGGUUGGAUUAAGGAACUCAAAGUUAGAAAGAGUGCAUGUGGAAAGAAGAAAGAUCCUUAUUACACAGAUCCAGCAAGUGGUUAUGUGUUUCGCUCCAAGAAGGAUGUUUUUCGCUAUCUUGAAACUGGGGAGAUCAGUAGAUGUGCAUUUUUACCAAAGAAAAGGAAGAUCAUUGAUCAAAAGUGUACUAAUGAUGAAACUACGCCAUUGUCAGCAGCUAAAAGGCACUCACUUGAAAAUGGGACAGAGAAUAUCAACAAUGCAAAAGCUAAUAGUUCAGGCUAUUCUAGGAAGAACAAGGAGCUUGAUUUGCCUCGGCGAUCUUCAAAACGACUUGCUGGGCUUGAACCUGAGCUGGUGGACAUUGAAGGAGCUCUUCAAAAUGCAACUACAAAGCUUUGCAAAAUUAAAGCAAACACCAUCAAAGUUUUAGUGGAGGAAGCAGCCCAGCAUCUGAAAAUUGGCCACAGAAUGGUGAGUGCCUAUCAAGCUACUGUUGAGUUGAUCAUUCAAUCACAUGGAGAUCCAGCAAGUAAGAGCAAAGUGCUUCCUUGUGAGAAAGCUGCUCCAGGGCUGGGGGAGAAACCACAAAUGAUUGAAACUAAGAAGAUUCAAGAUGAUACAUCAGCAGUGCAGACUCUCUUUUCCUCAAAUCCAUGUAUGGAAAAUGCAACCAAGAAGACUCUUAUAAAUGCAGUACCAGUUAAGGAAGUUGCUCAUAAUGGCAUUGUUUGUGCUAUACCUGCAAAUAUAAUGCGAGAGAAGAAUCUUGGUGAAAGUAGUACAUCAGCAAUACAGCCUCUCUUUUCUUCAGAUCCAUGUCUGAAAAAUGUAACAAAGAAGACUCCUACAGGCAGAGUACCAGUUAAGGAAGCUGCUGAUAAUGGGAUUGUUUGUGCUAUACCUGCAAAUAUACUGCAAGAGAAGAAUCUCGGUGAAACUAGUACAUCAGCAGUACAGCCUCUCUUUUCUUUGAAUCCUUGUCUGAAAAAUAUAACCGAGAAGAAGAAUCUUGGUGAAAGUAGUACAUCAGCAGUACAGCCUCACUUUUCUUCAGAUCCAUGUCUGAAAAAUGCAACAAAGAAGAUUCCUACAGGUGCAGUACCAGUUAAGGAAGCUGCUGAUGAUGGGAUUGUUUGUGCUAUACCUGCAAAUAUACUGCAAGAGAAGAAUCUGAGUGAAACAAGUACAUCAGCAGUACAGCAUCUCUUUUCUUCGGAUCCUUGUCUGAAAAAUAUAACCAAGAAGAAGAGUAUUGGUGAAAGUAGCACAUCAGCAGUACAGCCUCUCUUUUCUACAGAUCCAUGUCUGAAAAAUUUAACAAAGAAGACUCCUUCAGGUGCAGUAUCAGAUAAGGAAGCUGCUGAUAAUGGGAUUGUUUGUGCUAUAUCUGCAAAUAUACUGCAAGAGAAGAAUCUUGGUGAGACUAGUACAUCAGCAGUCCUGCCUCUCUUUUCUUUGGAUCCUUGUCUGAAAAAUGUCACCAAGAAGACUCUUACAGGUGCAGUACCAGUUAAGGAAGCUGCUGAUAAUGGGAUUGUGUGUGCUAUACCUGCAAAUAUACUGCAAAUGAAAAACAUUGGCAAAACUAGCAUGGGAAGUAGUGCCGGUACAAAUACUUCAAUAAAGAAGAAGGAAGAGUGCCACUUACCUCACCAAUCUUCAAAACGACUUUUUGGGCUUGCGCUUGAGCUGGUGGGGAAUUCAUUGUCCAGUGAACAAGAUCUUGGACUUGCUACUAGAGAUUCUUGCAACAAAGAAGCCACUCGAGAUGUAGGUUUAGAAUCAGAGAAUUUGGCAAAUGGACCUGAAGCAUGUCAACUGGUUGAGACUGGGUCAGUAACAGGGCACAGACAGGAGUGUUCAAAUAUGACCUCUGUUUCAUGGGAGUAUUCAUCAAACAAGAGCAAAGAGCCUGUUCAAGACCAAACUUUUCCUGCUGACAAAUCUCAUAAGUUGCUGGUAACUGAGAAAAUGUAUUCUGAGAAGUCAGAGCUACAGUUCUCAUCACCCUUUGCAAAUUCUAGAGCAAAUUCUUGUUCUGACCCAUGCCUAGAAUUUGCAAUAAAGACUCUUCCUGGUGCAACACCACUAGAGAAUGCUGUCAAUAAUCAGUUUGUUUCUGCUUCAGCUGCUAACAUCCAGCAAGAGAGUAAUAUAGGUGAAACUAUCAUGCAAAGAGGCAGCAGUGUAAAAACUGCAAUAAACUCAAGCAAGCUAAAGAAGAUGAAGAAGAAUAAAGAACUCAACUUGCCUCGAAGAUCCUCAAAACGGCUUGCUGGGCUUACACCUCAGCAGGUUGUGGAUUCAUUCACCAGUAAAGAAGCUCUUACCACUGCAGCAAGAAAUUCUUGCAAUAAAGAAGCCAUUCAAGUUGCAGGUUUAACUUCAGGAAAUUUGGCAAAUGGUUCUUGUCAACAGCAUUAUCCAGGACCAAGAACAGGGCUCAGACAUGAUUGUACAUAUACAGCCACUGCAUUGCAUGAAGAAUUGUCAACAAAGAGCGAAGAGCUUCUUCAAGGUCAAAGUCAAACUGCAAUUGCAGACCAAUGCCAUAAGCUGGAUGAUGAGAAUAUGCCAAGUGAGAAGUCAGAGCCACAAAUCAGAUUUCCCUUUGUGGAUGCUUGGCAUGACCCAUGCCUAGUAUUUGCAAUCAAGACUCUUACAGGUGCAAUACCAUUAGAGGAUGCUGCCAUUGAUGGGCUUGUUUCUGCUCCAGCUACUAAUAUCCUGCAAGAGAAGAAUCUAGGCGAAGCUGCUCAUGGAAGUGCCAGAAGAGUAAAAACUUCGCUAAAAUCAAACAAGUCAAAGACAAAAAAGGAGAAAGAGCUCAACUUGCCUCACCGAUCUCCAAAACGACUUUCUAGGCUUGCAACCCAGCUGGUGGUGAAUUCUUUGUCCACUGAAGAGACCUUUACAGUUAUAGGAAGAAAUUCUCGUAAUGAAGCAGCCAUUCGAGAUGCAGGUUCAAUUUCAGAGAAGUUGGUGGAUGGAGCUUGUUGGCAACUUGAGACUGAGCCAAUUAUGUGGCUUAGAAAUGGCUCCAGAUACAUGCCAGGUGCGUUGCAUGAAGAAUCAUCAAGUAAAAGCAAAGAAAAAGACAAUAAGCCUCUUCAAAAUCAAACUGUUCCUACAGAGCAUUGCCAAAGGCCAGACUCUGAGAAUAUCUAUGAUGAGAAGUCAAAGCCACAGUUCUUAUUUCCCCUCAGAGAUUCUUCGUCUGACCCAUGCCUCGAGUUUGCAUCCAAGACUCUCAGAGGUGCAGUUGCGGUGGAGGAUAAUUUUGCUCUACAGGAUUACUUCCAACAACAACAACUUUACACAUCCAGCACUAAGAGGGAUGGUGACUCUGCACUUUCAAAUUUUGGUCUGCCCAACUUUUUCCAAGCUGAUAUUUCAUCCCACUUUGAUACGCCAGAAAAACCACCUCUCUGGCAGCAACAGGUCACCGUGCAUCCUUCAGGCUUACCUCCAGCAAAUGCGUGCUUACCUAGUGGAAGUGGCGAUUGCUCUCAGCAACCUUGCGUGAGAUUAAGGAAUUACCCAGCAAAGUGAACUCCACUUUUUCCUCCUGUAAAUAUGGUGCCUGUUUCUUUUUGCAUAUAAAGGUAGCUGAGUUCAGGAUCUGUUGUUGUAAUUUGUAACUACAACUUAGCUACCAAAGAUUUUCUCCUAACAAGAUGCAGGUGCAAGAAAAACUUAGGUUUUGCUUGCCUUUUGUAAUUGAUCCUGCCAUUUUGAUAAAGGAUUAAGGAUGCCAUUUGAGCAUCCUGUUUACUAUGAAGAAUUAUUUUAUAAAUGAUAAAGGAAACC